Molecule: messenger RNA, 723 nt
Organism: Mizuhopecten yessoensis (Yesso scallop)
Lineage: Eukaryota; Metazoa; Mollusca; Bivalvia; Pectinida; Pectinidae
Product: fucolectin-1-like
Exons: 4
Coding region: 1-723 (240 amino acids)
Source: RefSeq, a predicted model, not a curated record
AUGGUCCAUGGUUCUACGAGCUUAGAUGUCCGAUGUGAUUACUACAGAAUUGAGGACAGAUACAGUGACGUUUUACCUGUAUCGAACAUCCUAUGGAUCAGAACAAGGAAUCUUGUGAGCUGUAUCAAUGAAUGCCACAUUGCUGCAGACUGUGCGUCAAUCUUCUACGGCAAUGGGUUGUGUUAUGGAUAUGUACGAAAACUACACGACGAGGUUUCAACAACUGUUAGCAUCGGAAUUAAGUACUAUGAAAUAGCAGGGCCAGUUGGUAACUUAGCAGCCGGGAAACCUACCACCCAAUCGUCGAGCCUUGACAACGCCGCCUUUGGUCCUCAGUACGCGGUGGACUCGCGACGCUACCCUAUCCAGAAUGCUCCAGAGUCUCUUCGUUCUUGUUCUCACACAGAAGUUGGCGGAAGAGGGGAUGAUACACCGUUCUGGGAAGUAGAUUUGCUGUCCCGGCAUAAGAUUACAUCAUUGUCGUUUCUUAGUCGUAACGAAUGUUGUGGUGAACGCAACACUGGGUUAAACAUUACUGUGGCAGAGACAUCAGGAGGACCCUAUGUUUUGUGUUCGUAUUACCCCUUGGGAACUGGUUUUGUCGGUGAGAUGAAGACGUUUUACUGUAUUCAGCCAUUGACCGGACGGUUUGUACGAAUGUCACGUGACCUGCCUGUAAUCAACGCAUGCGAGAUCGAAAUAUAUGGUAACAAGUUGAACUAA